Molecule: messenger RNA, 645 nt
Organism: Telopea speciosissima
Lineage: Eukaryota; Viridiplantae; Streptophyta; Magnoliopsida; Proteales; Proteaceae
Product: dynein light chain-like
Exons: 2
Coding region: 95-550 (151 amino acids)
Biological process (GO): microtubule-based process
Cellular component (GO): dynein complex
Molecular function (GO): dynein light intermediate chain binding; dynein intermediate chain binding
Source: RefSeq, a predicted model, not a curated record
UCGUCCGUAUAAUUAACCAGUCAAAUUCAAACACUCCCAAAUUUCAAACAUUUCUGCUACCAACUCCUCUCUUUCUCUCUUUCUCUGAGAAAAAAUGGCCAGUGAAAGUGGAAAACUUAUCAACAGUAGGAAGCAGGGAGAAGGUGUGGUGGUGUAUCCACCCAGACGCAUGUCGGCGGCGAGGACACCGUGGCCACCGGAGGUGAAGUUAGCAGCAACAGCGGUGGAGCUGAACGUGCGUCCGAGAUCAGCUGAUAUGCCGGCAGAUAUGCAAGAGAGAGCUUUCCGUUACUCCAGAGCUCUCGUUGAUGCCGCUCCAGACAAACGACCCAACCUCACCCAUCUCGCUCUCUCGCUCAAGAAGGAAUUUGAUGCGUCUUACGGACCAGCGUGGCACUGCGUGGUGGGGAAGAGCUUCGGGUCGUUCGUGACACACUCGCUGGGUGGGUUCCUAUACUUCUCUGUUGACGAUUUCUCUUUUCUUCUCUUCAAGACGGAGGUCCGACCUGUAACCACCAAAACUCCCCAGGAUACUGGCGAUGGUAAGUAGAAACCAAAUUCUCUCGGGUAUCCUCUGUAUCUCAACUAUCAAAAUCCUCUCCCAAGUUUUCAACUUUUCUUCAUUAUAGGAAUAACCCAUUUUGA